Knipowitschia caucasica is the source of this 1362-nucleotide messenger RNA. Lineage: Eukaryota; Metazoa; Chordata; Actinopteri; Gobiiformes; Gobiidae. The record is from the annotation of a GenBank genome assembly.
AUGUUAGCGCGGAAAGGUCUGCUGCCGGACGGGUUCCUGUUGACCCGAUUGGCAGAGGACCAGAACCAACCAAAGACCAGAACCCGGGCCCAGAGAGCUCGCUUCAUCACCAAGAGCGGAUCAUGCAACGUGGCCCACAAGAACAUCAGAGAGCAGGGUCGGUUCUUGCUGGACGUGUUCACGACAAUGGUGGAUCUGAAGUGGUGGCACUCGCUGCUGAUCUUCACGUCUGCGUUCCUCUGCUCCUGGAUGCUCUUUGCCAUGAUCUGGUGGCUCCUGGCGUUCGCUCACGGAGAUUUGGAGCCGCGAGACCCAAACGGAGAGCCCGGUCCGGUGCCCUGUGUCACCGCCAUGCACUCGUUCACCUCUGCUUUUCUCUUCUCUAUAGAGGUUCAGGUCACGAUCGGGUUCGGAGGGCGCAUGGUGACAGAGGAGUGUCCGAUGGCCAUCACGGUGCUCAUCAUCCAGAACAUCUUGGGCCUGAUCAUAAACGCCGUGAUGCUUGGCUGUGUGUUCAUGAAGACGGCUCAGGCCAACCGUCGAGCCGAGACGCUGAUCUUCUCCAGGAACGCUGUGAUCGCGCCCCGGAACGGACGGCCAGCCUUUAUGUUCAGAGUGGGAGACCUGCGCAAGAGCAUGAUCAUCUCAGCCACCAUCCAGCUGCAGGUGAUUCGUCGGACAGUGACAACGGAGGGCGAGGUAAUUCCCGUGUGUCAGCUGGACAUCCAGGUGGAGAAUCCUCUAAGGUCCAAUGGAAUCUUCCUGGUUUCUCCUCUGAUCAUCAGUCACACCAUCGACCGUGGCAGUCCCCUCUAUGAGAUGUCCGCUCACAGUCUGGCCGCUGAGGACCUGGAGAUCAUCGUCAUCCUGGAAGGAGUGGUGGAGACAACUGGGAUCACCAUGCAGGCGCGCACCUCCUACACUCCCGAAGAAAUCCUGUGGGGGCGCCGUUUCGUCUCCAUCAUCACAGAAGAAGACGGUCGUUACUGCGUGGAUUACUCUAAAUUUGGGAAUACGGUGCCCAUAAGAAUGCCUUCGCUGAGCUCCAAAGACCUGGACCAGACCAGAGGAGUGCAGGACUGCGGAAACGAGUCUCAUCUACAGGGCUGGGGUCUGGUACGGGCUGGUCGUGGAGGCUUCAGACGAGGCAGAGGGGGAGGAGAGAGCGCGCAGCCGUGGUAUGCUUCAGUGUACCCUCCAGCACCACAGACACAUGGCAUUCUGAAGGACCACCACCAGGAGGAGCCAUCGGCCGUGAGCGAUGGGGGUCCAGGGGAGCGCAGAGGCCAGAAGAAGACCGUGAUGCUGGAGGUGAUUGGACGCCAGAUGGAAGAAGACUCACUCGGGGAAAUCAGCGACUGA